AUGUCUCAUUACAACAGAAUAUUCCUCGCGGGAGAUGCGGUUCACACUCAUUCACCCAAGGCUGGUCAAGGAAUGAAUGUGAGCAUGCAGGAUACUUACAACCUUGGCUGGAAGCUAGCAUGUGUGCUCAAAGAGACUAUAAACCCGAAAAUACUCCGAACUUAUCAAGAAGAGCGCCUGCCAGUAUCUGAACGACUGCUUUACUUUGAUAAACGGGUGUGCCACGGGCUGUGCAGCUGUAGCAAAGGUCAGGAUGCAUUUGAUUUGGAUUAUAAACUCGCCCUAGAAGAGGAGAAUACCUCAGCCUCUGGGCUUGCUGUGGCAUAUCAGCCUAAUUUGAUUAUUACGUCCUCGUCAAAUACUCAUAGAAUAACUCGGAACCGUCGGGACUCAGGGAUUUGUCUCUCUAAGGAUACGUACGAACUUGCAAAAAAUAUUCGGGUUGGCUCUAGACUCUCCAGUGAAGUUAUUCUCCGACAAUGCGAUUCCGAGCCUAUUCAUCUUCAUAAACUACUCGCUAGUACAGGGAACUGGAACCUGAUUGUUUUUGGAGGAAACAUUCUUGACCAUGUGCAAGCCACGCGAAUCACAACCUUAGCUGCGGCUCUAUCUUCAGAUAGUUCAACCAUUCAUCGGGCUAAUAUCACAGCAGCAGAGCACAGUGUUGGGCUAUUUAACAUCUAUUUAGUUCAUUCCGCUCCACGAGAUGAUGUCGAUGUUUGGAGAUUACCCGAACUGUUCCGCCCUGUCGUCAACCCUGCGGGUAUGGACUUUAGACGAGUGUAUGCGGAUAACAAGCUACUCCAUACGGAAUCUGGUAAUGCUUAUAAAGCUUAUGGUGUCGGUCCGGAGGGAUGUCUGGUCCUAGUGCGACCAGAUCAGCAUGUUUCCUUCAUUGGAGGUUUGGAUGAAUUUAUUUCUCUAGAUUCGUUUCUGAAGACUUUCAUGUUGCUAUAA
Molecule: messenger RNA, 957 nt
Organism: Aspergillus tanneri
Lineage: Eukaryota; Fungi; Ascomycota; Eurotiomycetes; Eurotiales; Aspergillaceae
Exons: 1
Coding region: 1-957 (318 amino acids)
Molecular function (GO): FAD binding
Source: RefSeq, a predicted model, not a curated record